AUGACCGCUACCAAAGUGAACCCCCAGGAACAGCUGAACCAGUUCCUGGCCCAGUCCAAGGCCGACUCCUUCCUUGACCCGUCCUUUGCCGCCUUCAUGGACGACCGCGACCCCCUCAAGGACCUCCGCACUGAGUUCAUCAUCCCCACCCGCGGUGAAAUUGCUCCAGGCGCCUCGAACCCAGAGGAGAGCUGUAUCUACUUUUGUGGCAAUUCACUGGGCCUGCUUCCCAAGGCCGUGAAACGCUAUGUGAGUGAAGAACUCGAGGUCUGGGGCGAGGGUGCCGUGAACUCUCAUUUCAAGCACCGCUUCGGCCGUCCCUGGGUGCGAAUCGAAGAGACCGUCCAGGAACAAUCCGCCCGGGUCGUUGGUGCGAAGAAGGAUGAGGUCGCGAUCAUGAACACGUUGACGUCGAACCUGCACGCACUCUUUGCGGCGUUCUAUACGCCUACGAAGGAUCGUCAUAAGGUCCUGAUCGAGUCAAAGGCCUUCCCCUCGGAUCAUUAUGCGAUCGAAAGUCAAAUCCGCUGGCAUGGAUUGGAGCCAAAGGAUAGUCUGAUUUGUCAAGAGCCCAGGGAAGGGGAGACGCUGCUGAGGACAGAGGAUAUUUUGGAGACGAUUGAGAAGCAUGGGGAGGAGAUUGCGGUCGUGUGUUUCUCGGGGAUCCAGUUCUAUACGGGUCAGUAUUUUGAGAUCGAGAAGAUCACCAAAGCUGCGCAAGCCAAGGGAUGCAUUGUGGGAUGGGAUUUGGCGCAUGCGGCAGGCAAUGUGCCGGUGCAGCUGCACGACUGGAAUGUCGACUUUGCGUGCUGGUGCUCCUACAAGUACUUGAAUUCAGGCCCCGGAGGCAUUGCCGGUAUCUUUGUGCACGAGCGCCAUGCCAACGACUUUGGUCGUAACCGUCUGGCUGGUUGGUGGGGACACGAUAAGGGCACCCGUUUUGAUAUGGUUAACGAAUUCAAGCCGAUUCCAGGCGCUGCAGGAUUCCAGCACUCAAACCCCUCGGUCCUUACAACCAGUGCCUUGCUAGGCUCGCUCUCCGUCUUUGAGAAGACGACCAUGCAAGACAUGCGUGCAAAGUCCUACCUUCUGACCGGAUACCUUUACCACCUCCUCAUUACAGAAUUCUCAACCGAUGUCCUCGACAUCAUCACGCCCUCGGACCCGGAGCAGCGUGGGUGCCAGCUCAGCUUGGUGUUUAAGCGGGGCAAGAUGAUGGAGAUCUUUGAGGAGCUGGCGAAGAAGGCGAUCAUCGGAGAUGAGCGUAAGCCGGAUGUGAUCCGUGUGGCCCCCACGCCGUUGUAUUCGCGGUUUGAGGAUGUCCGUAGGUUUGUGGUUGAACUCAAGGAGCUCGUCAAGGAGAUUUAUCACUAG
Messenger RNA from Gamsiella multidivaricata, 1374 nucleotides. RefSeq names its product kynureninase. The record is from RefSeq and is a predicted model, not a curated record. Gene Ontology annotation, molecular function: kynureninase activity; pyridoxal phosphate binding. Gene Ontology annotation, biological process: NAD+ biosynthetic process. Gene Ontology annotation, cellular component: cytoplasm. NCBI's taxonomy places the organism in Eukaryota, Fungi, Mortierellomycota, Mortierellomycetes, Mortierellales, Mortierellaceae. Bases 1 to 1374 code for a protein of 457 amino acids. The transcript has 4 exons.